Molecule: messenger RNA, 2315 nt
Organism: Diabrotica virgifera virgifera (western corn rootworm)
Lineage: Eukaryota; Metazoa; Arthropoda; Insecta; Coleoptera; Chrysomelidae
Gene: w
Product: protein white
Exons: 12
Coding region: 332-2158 (608 amino acids)
Biological process (GO): transmembrane transport
Cellular component (GO): plasma membrane
Molecular function (GO): ATP binding; ATP hydrolysis activity; ABC-type transporter activity
Source: RefSeq, a predicted model, not a curated record
UCUCUGUGGUCCUUGUUCUCUGAUAAAGUGCCCAACAUAUUUGUCUCACAUACAUUUUUUUCAUAUAUGAUAUAAAGUUUACUAUCGAAUAAACUAAAAAACAAUCUGUUAGUUUUCACAAUCAUAAACUUGUCAGGGUGACACGUUCCACAAUUAAAACUUUCCCGGUUGCAAUGUUCCCAUACAUCAAAGUUUGUUCGAAUAGACACCGGAAGAAGAAUCCUCAGCCUCAGAAUCGUUAUCGUUAGCAGCUAGGCUAGGUUUAAGAGUAGUUAGAGAUUAUGGGACGGAUUUUCGCUCAGUGGGAAGAGUUAUUCCAAUUGAGGAGCGGAUGAAAUUUACCUGGAACGAUAUAAAUGUAUUCGCAAUGACCAAAACCAUCAAAAAUAAAUUUUGUUGUUUCGGAUUUAUGUCUCAUGGUUAUGAUGAACACAUAUUAAAAAGUGUUGACGGAGUAGCGUGCUCAGGAGAGUUAUUAGCCAUAUUGGGCUCAAGUGGGUCUGGAAAGACCACUCUUUUAAAUGCUCUAACAUAUCUACCAAUGGAUGGAAUGGUCGUUUCAGGAAUGCGGUGUAUAAAUGGUGUGCCCGUGGAUGGUCAGAGGUUAAGAAACGUGUCAGCUUUUGUUCAGCAGGAUGAUUGUUUUAUAACAACCUUGACAGUUCGAGAACAUUUGGUUUUUCAGGCUCUGGUAAGAAUGGAACGCGGUGUGUCAUAUAAUCAAAGACUGAUAAGAGUUGAUGAAGUAUUGUCUGAAUUGCUGCUUAAAAAAUGCGAAAAUACCAUAAUUGGCUCUACAGAUAAAGGAGGCAUCUCAGGAGGAGAGAGAAAGCGGCUGACGUUCGCCUCAGAAAUGCUGACAAAUCCGCAUAUAAUGUUCUGUGACGAGCCGACCUCUGGCUUGGAUUCUUUCAUGGCGCUACAAGUCGUCCAAGCUCUAAAAGCCAUGGCUCAAAAUGGGAGGACCGUUAUUUGUACCAUUCACCAACCUAGCUCCGAGUUAUACGUCUUGUUUGACAAAAUUAUGUUGAUGACUGAAGGAAUUACUUGUUUUCUGGGAACCAGAGAGGAUGCUGAUGGGUUCUUUAUAACCAUGGGGGCCGGUUGUCCGAGAAACUAUAAUCCUGCAGAUUAUUUCGUAAAAUUGCUAUCAGUUAUUCCAGAUAGAGAAGAAUCCUGUAGACAAGCCAUUGCUUUAAUAGCGGACAAAUUUCACAAUUCCAAUUUGGGUAGGAGGCUAGCCGCAGACUCUGCUUAUAUAAGAGCUCAGGAAGAAGUCGACAACGCUGUAUGGCUUUCUAAUAACUUGAGACCAUACAGAAAUUCAUGCUGGGCACAGUUUCGCGCGGUUCUGUGGAGAUCGUGGAUAAGCAUGUUAAAAGAUCCGCUGAUAAUCAAAGUUAGGUUUUUACAAACUGUGAUAACAUCUUUACUUAUAGGAAUGAUUUAUUAUGGACAAGAACUUAACGAAGAAGGAGUAAUGAACAUUAAUGGUGUCCUUUUUAUAUUUCUAACCAAUAUGACUUUCCAAAAUGUUUACGCUGUAAUCCAUGUAUUUACCGCAGAGUUACCAGUGUUCCUUCGAGAGCACAGAAGUGGCAUGUAUCGCACAGAUGUAUAUUUUAUCAGUAAAACAUUAGCAGAACUACCCUUCUUUAUAAUAAUACCUGUAGCGUUCACCACAGUAUGUUAUUAUCUAAUUGGUCUAAACGGAACACUAACGAAAUAUUUUAUAACCUGUGGAAUUGUCAUUCUAGUUGCCAAUGCUGCCUUAAGUUAUGGUUAUUUAGUUUCUUGUAUUUCAAGAAAUACAUCUAUGGCCUUGACGCUGGGUGCACCAUUAGUCAUACCUUUCUUGCUUUUCGGUGGAUAUUUCAUGAACCUGGGUUCUCUACCACACUACCUCAAGUGGUUGUCUUAUUUUUCAUGGUUUAGAUUCGGAAACGAAGCCCUUAUGAUAAAUCAAUGGGAAAAUAUAACUGAUAUUGAUUGUUCAACCAACAGCACGAUCUGUCCCAAAAAUGGACACGUUAUUUUGGAAACAUAUAAUUUCGCAGAGGAAAACUUUACUGUGGAUAUUAUAGCACUGUGUAUGCUUAUACUUGGAUUCCGAUUCUUUGCAUACUUAGCCCUGUUAAACAAAACAUGUUCGUGUUAAUAAAAACAGAUCGUUUUUUUUUAUAUUAUAUUUAUUAACGUAUUCCUUAGCAUUGGGAAACGAAAUUUUUAUAAUUUUUUUAUGAAAUUUGUAGCUUAGAUAUAUUGACUGUCUAUGUUUAUAUAAGCAUUUUAAAAUAAACGAUUUUAUACAUAAA